Messenger RNA from Penicillium paradoxum, 3618 nucleotides. RefSeq names its product chitin synthase CHS3 (gene chsF). Bases 1 to 3618 code for a protein of 1205 amino acids. The transcript is spliced from 3 exons. Gene Ontology annotation, cellular component: cell periphery; cell septum. Lineage: Eukaryota; Fungi; Ascomycota; Eurotiomycetes; Eurotiales; Aspergillaceae. Gene Ontology annotation, molecular function: chitin synthase activity. The record is from RefSeq and is a predicted model, not a curated record.
AUGUCUUUGCCGCAGAGGCCAGGCAAGCCCUCACCUCGGCGCGACGAAGCCCGCGCAUUUCGUGAACCAUCUCGGCGCCGUCGCCGCGACGACGACCCGGGCACUUACAGUGACGACCCCACCUCCCCCUCUUCCCAUCGACACCGUCGUCGACGCUCUCAAAGCCAUCGAAGAACGACUGAUAUAGACGAGGAGCGCAUGGAGCGGGGCGGCGAUGGGAGACGCAAAAGGAGCAUGGUCAAACCCGAGCGCCGGCAGGAUGACCGUGACCAGCCAAACUACCAUUAUCGUCAGCGAUCGCAGCAUAUGCCCACUUUUCCCUCGGCAACUGGAAACGAGCCAUUGUCAGAUAACAGGGAUGGCGAGGCGGAAACAAACAGCUCGCGCAGCAUGGACAUGAAGAGCAAGGAGGGUCUGUACGGAGCGCGAGGUAAUAUUAACAAACCCAUGGAGCGGGUUCCCAGCAGACAUCGGUCAAAGAAAAAGAAGAGAGGCUCACGACGGUCAUCCAAGGGUGCUUCGAGUGAUGAAAAAAGACGUCGGAGGGCUAUUGAACCAAGUGGUCCACCGGAACUCUGGCCUACAUAUUGUGCCGUGAUCACUUUCUUUAUUCCGGACUUUGUGAUGAAAUGGUUCGGCAUGCCCGAGAAGGAACAGCGUACUGCCUGGCGAGAGAAGAUUGGUCUUAUCAGCAUUAUUUUGAUGAUCGGUGCUUUCGUUGGUUUCUUGACCUUUGGUUUCACAGCAACAGUUUGCGGCUCGCCCCCGGUUCGGUUGAAGGUUAACAAAGUCAAUUCCAACUACAUGAUCUUCCACGGAAAGGCAUAUGACUUAAGCGGGUCCAAGCACGCUGCCGCGGCUGGCAUCCCCGAGGAUUCAGAUGUCAUCUAUGACUUGCCUCAUAAGUAUGGGGGACAGGAUGGCAGUUUCAUGUUCCAGCAGGUCAAUGGUGCAUGCAAAGGAUUGAUCAAAGCCCGGCCUGAUGGUGGUGUUCCAACCAACGCCAAUGGAGACUUGGGAUGGUACUUUCCCUGCGCACCUUUCAACCAGGAUGGAUCAUCCUCGCCGAAUUUGACUGUUGAGUACUAUACCGGCUGGGCUUGCCACACCAGCCGCGAGGCUCGGGAACCUUUUUACACGCUGCGAAGCGACGGAGAUGUGUACUACACAUGGGAGGAUACAAAGAACAAGAGCCGGAAUCUGGCAGUUUAUUCUGGAAAUGUACUUGAUCUUAACCUUCUUGCCUGGUUCAACAACAGCCAGGUGUCAUAUCCCGCCCAAUUUGACCAAAUCCGCAAGAAUCCUCAUGUUCGGGGCGUUGAUCUGACGUACUACUUCCAGAGUGGAGAGGACAAGAAGAUUGGCAAGUGCUUGGCGCAGAUCAUCAAAGUCGGCAGCAUCGAUACCGAUACCGUUGGCUGCAUUGCAUCGAAAGUAGUCCUCUACGUGUCCCUGAUAUUCAUUCUCUCCAUCGUCGGUGUGAAGUUCGGUUUCGCCCUGAUCUUCCAAUGGUUCCUGGCACCCAGAUUUGCUGCGCAGAGUACGAGCAUGGCUUCCGAUGCCAGGACUCGCAAUCAACAAAUCGAAGACUGGUCCAACGACAUCUACCGACCUGCGCCACGAAUCACUGAUCCUGUCGUUUCCGAUCGCGUCAAUAAGCGCGCGAGUUUCCUUCCCACCACAUCACGUUUCUCCAGCCCGUACAAUGUCAGCAGCAGUACUGGCAGUAAGCAAAAGCCGCUGUAUGUUACCAUGGCCAGCCAAAACUCGACCUCUCGUCUCAUGCCCACCUCGAACCCGGAGGCUAUGUACAAAUUAAGCCACAAUGGAAGUGGAGGCACUUUAAGCGCCGACCACACUCGCCAUAACCCUGGUGCUAGUCGGACUAGCCUGAUCCCACCAGCCCAGCAGCAAGAUCAGGGCUACUCAACGCUUGCAACGGACUAUGAGGGUCCAGGUCCUGCUGGUUUCAUCCACGAGGCCGUCGUUCCUCAACCCCCGCCUGAAUGGCAGCCAUUCGGCUAUCCUCUGGCUCAUUCUCUUUGCUUGGUCACUUGUUACUCUGAAGGUGAAGAAGGUAUUCGAUCGACUCUGGAUUCACUUGCUAUGACCGACUACCCGAACAGCCACAAGACUAUCCUAGUCAUCUGUGAUGGUAUCAUCAAGGGUAAAGGAGAAGAGUUCUCCACACCUGACAUCGUGUUGGGUAUGCUCAAGGAUCCUGUUAUUCCUAUCGAUGAAGUCCAGCCUUAUUCCUAUGUGGCUGUGGCUACUGGAUCCAAGCGCCACAACAUGGCCAAGGUUUACACUGGAUUUUAUGAUUAUGGCGUCAAUUCAAUCAUCCCGCUCGAGAAGCAACAGCGCGUUCCUAUGAUGGUUGUUGUCAAGUCUGGAACUCCUCAGGAGUCAACCCAGUCAAAGCCCGGUAAUCGUGGCAAGCGUGACAGCCAGAUCAUUCUCAUGUCCUUCCUCCAAAAGGUUAUGUUCGACGAGCGCAUGACGGAACUUGAGUUUGAAAUGUUCAAUGGCAUGUGGAACGUUACAGGCAUCCCGCCAGAUUUCUACGAGCUUGUCCUCAUGGUUGACGCCGAUACCAAAGUAUUCCCUGACAGUCUGACCCACAUGGUCUCGGCCAUGGUGAAGGACCCAGAAAUCAUGGGUCUCUGUGGAGAAACCAAGAUUGCCAACAAGACCGACAGUUGGGUAACGAUGAUCCAGGUCUUCGAAUACUUCAUUUCUCACCACCAAGCCAAAUCCUUCGAAUCCAUCUUCGGUGGUGUGACCUGUCUGCCAGGAUGUUUCACCAUGUACAGAAUCAAAGCUCCCAAGGGCGGCCAGAACUACUGGGUGCCUAUCCUUGCGAACCCGGAUAUUGUUGAGCACUACUCCGAAAACGUUGUUGAUACCCUCCACAAGAAGAAUCUGCUCCUCCUCGGUGAGGAUCGUUACCUGACCACUCUGAUGCUCAAGACUUUCCCGAAACGCAAGCAGAUUUUCGUCCCACAAGCUGUCUGCAAAACUGUCGUCCCCGAUGCAUUCAUGGUCCUGCUUUCUCAGCGUCGCCGCUGGAUUAACAGUACCGUCCACAACCUGUUCGAGCUCGUCCUCGUCCGUGACUUGUGCGGAACUUUCUGCUUCAGUAUGCAAUUCGUCAUCUUCAUCGAGCUCAUCGGAACCCUCGUUUUGCCCGCUGCUAUCUCGUUCACCAUCUACGUCGUCAUCUCUUCCAUUGUCAAGAAACCCGUCCAGGUCAUUCCGCUGGUCCUUCUCGGUUUGAUUCUGGGUCUACCUGGUGUUCUGAUUGUGGUCACUGCGCACAAAUUAGUCUACGUGCUGUGGAUGUUGAUCUACCUGCUUUCCUUGCCGAUCUGGAACUUCGUUCUACCGAUGUACGCGUUCUGGAAGUUCGAUGACUUCAGUUGGGGCGAUACCCGCAAGACUGCUGGUGAGCAGGAUAAGGGACACGGUGAUGCCGAGGGCGAGUUCGACAGUACGAAGAUCACGAUGAAGAGGUGGCGUGAUUUUGAAAAAGAACGUCGCCUACGCAGUGCUUGGUCACAGCCCAAUGCCUCGACGGAUCCCUAUCCGUCGCACUACGAGACCUAUUCCCAUUAUUAA